UGAAUUAAGCUAAAAUACUACACACGACCCGUGACUCUUUUGCAUUCGAAACCUCGGAGAAUAAAAUUAGCAGACAAAAUGAAGUCCUUCGUUGCUUUCGUUGCUCUCUUAUUCGUGACCUUAACCGUUUGCGGAAAUGUGGAUUACGACAGAUGUGGCGGUGUUGGAACAUUUAUGGGAAUGAGGAUCGGAGGCUGUGAGGGACGAGUUUGUUGGAUGACCCCUGGCACUCCCUAUUUAUGCGAGGGCGAUUUGUACCCAAGUUCUGCCGCAGCUUCUCUUUCCCUCAGAGUGACCGCAGUUUACCUGACAACAACCAUCACGAUCAUCGAUACCGUUUUGGAGAACAGCUCUAUUCAGCCAGGUUUCCUCUACACAGUCAAGUUUACGAUUGUACCAAAUGACAUAUUGGCAGGAGAGUAUUUGCCAGUUCAAGCCGAGAUUUACCACACAGUAGGCACUAUCACUGAAAUCUGUGUUGGAUUCCACGUUCGAGUCGAACAACUGAAGAAAUAAUUUUUCAGUUUGUGCUGUCUGAAUUAAUGAUAUUUCAGUUUGCGUUUGCAUCAAAAAUUAAAGCCUCAAAAUUUGUUAUUACA
Messenger RNA from Folsomia candida, 599 nucleotides. RefSeq lists its product as uncharacterized. The transcript has 8 exons. Lineage: Eukaryota; Metazoa; Arthropoda; Collembola; Entomobryomorpha; Isotomidae. The record is from RefSeq and is a predicted model, not a curated record. The coding region runs from base 79 to 516 and encodes 145 amino acids.